AUGGUCGCGGUACAAACGUCCCCCAACUCGUCCCCAUCGGCUGAAUGGAUCUGCUGUCUGGAUAAGAGGCCAGCGGAGCGUUCAGGAGAUGAUGUGGACAUCAUUCUGACCAGGCUGCGAGGGGUUAAAGCUUUCCAGAGGUUCCACCCUUCCCUCCUCCUGCAGAUCUGCUCUUGUGCCUUCUACGAAUACCUGGAGAAGGGCAUCACACUGUUUCGGCAAGGUGACAUAGGCACCAGCUGGUAUGCUGUUCUCUCUGGCUCGCUGGACGUCAAAGUGUCAGAGACUGCCAACCACCAGGAUGCGGUCACUAUCUGCACCCUGGGGAUUGGGACAGCGUUCGGGGAGUCCAUUCUUGACAACACUCCUCGCCAUGCCACCAUCGUCAGCAGAGAGACCAGCGAAUUACUCCGCAUCGAACAGAGAGAGUUCAAGAACCUCUGGGAGAAGUAUCGUCAGUGUAUGGCCGGCCUGCUAGCCCCUCCUUAUGGAGCGAUGGAGAGUGCGUCCAACAAUGAUCGGUUGACAGAUAAGGACAGCAUGAACUCUGACCCUCUCAGCAUCAUGUCCAAGACUCACAAGGUUCCGUCAGAGAAGCUGCAGAGAGGGGGCAAGGUUCUCCGUAACGCCAUCCUCUCCAGAGCACCUCACAUGAUACGAGACAGGAAAUACCACCUAAAGACAUACAGGCAGUGCUGUGUGGGUACAGAGCUGGUGGACUGGCUGGUACAGCAGAGUGCGUGUGUACACACCCGCUCCCAUGCAGUGGGCAUGUGGCAGGCACUGCUGGAGGAGGGAGGACUCACCCAUGUGGACCAGGAGCUGGGGUUCCAGGACAAGUACCUGUUCUACCGUUUCCUUGACGACGAGGACGAGGACACGCCGUUGCCUAGCGAGGAGGAGAAGAGGGAGAGCGAGGAGGAGCUGCCUGAGACGAUCCUCUUCCUGGCCCAGAUCGGCCCUGACGCCUUGCUCCGCAUGAUCCUCAGGAAACCGCCUGGUCAGAGGACUUCAGAUGACCUGGAGAUCAUCUAUGAUGAGCUGCUCCACAUCAAGGCCCUGUCCCACCUCUCCAACACAGUGAAGAGGGAGUUGGCCAGCGUUUUGAUCUUCGAAUCCCACGCCAAAGCAGGCACCGUGUUAUUUAACCAAGGAGAGGAGGGCACAUCAUGGUACAUCAUCCAGAAAGGUUCAGUCAAUGUAGUCAUCUACGGCAAGGGAGUUGUGUGUACUCUCCACGAGGGCGAUGACUUUGGGAAGCUGGCGCUGGUGACAGACUCUCCUCGUGCCGCCUCCAUCGUGCUCAGAGAAGACAACUGUCACUUCCUCCGAGUGGACAAGGAGGACUUCAACAGGAUACUCAGGGAUGUGGAGGCCAAUACUGUGCGUCUGAAAGAACAUGAGCAGCCUGUGCUGGUACUGGAGAAGAGCCCUCGAGCUUCGACCCUAGGGAACAUCAAGUACACUGUGAUAUCAGGAACCCCAGAGAAGAUUCUAGAACAUUUUCUGGAGACCAUGAGGAUGGACACACACCACAGUGAACCAGACCCUGCGGUGGAUGACUUUGUCCUCAUGCACUGUAUCUUCAUGCCAAGCAGCCAGCUGUGCGCACUCCUCAUGGCACACUACCACGCUGUGGCGCCCCCUGGCUCUGAGCAGGAGCGGUUGGAGUACGCCGUCACCACCAAGAGACGCGUCCUCACCCUGGCUCUCCGCUGGGCCGCAGCACACUCAUACCUCCUGCAGGAGGACCAGGCUGCUCUCACCUUCCUGGAGGAGUUAUACGGAAGUGUGUCGAAUGACUCACGGGUGCUCAGAGCUCUGAAUAACUUUGUUCCCGACCUGGAGAAGGUCAUUAAACUACACUCAGAGGAGGCCAAGACCGCACAGAAGAAGCAGAAGAUGCUUCUCAGACAGUUCAGUAAUGGAGACGAGAGAUUAGCCAAGAAACAACCUAUCAGAAACCAAGAUGACAUCCUGCUGAAGGUCUACUGCAGUGACCACACCUACACCACCAUCCGGGUUGCCGUGGCAGCCACAGGGAGGGAGGUGACUAGCGCUGUGGCCGACAAAUUGGGUACCAGCGACGAGCUGCUAUUGGUGCAUCUCAGCUCUGCCGGUGAAAAGCAGAUGCUAAAGCCCAAUGAUGUAUCAGCGUUCUCUACCCUGGGCAUCAACGGACGUCUGUUCGCCUGCCCCAGGGACCAGCUCAAUGCUCUGACCCCACUACCUGACCAGGAGGGUCCUUCGGCAGGCUCCAUGUCCAGUUUUGAGCUGAUGAGCUCCAAGGACCUGGCCUACCAGAUGACUCUGUAUGACUGGGAGCUCUUCAGCUGUGUACACGAGCACGAGCUGCUCUACCACACGUUUGGACGGCAGAGCUUCAGGAGGACCACGGCCAACCUGGACCUGUUCCUGCGCAGGUUCAACCAGGUGCAGCUGUGGGUGGUCACCGAGGUGUGUCUGUGUGGCCAGCUGAGCAAGCGGGUCCAACUGCUCAAGAAGUUCAUCAAGAUCGCCGCCCACUGUCGGGAGUUUAAGAACCUGAACUCUUUCUUUGCCAUCAUUAUGGGCAUGAGCAACCCUGCGGUUAGUCGUUUGAGUCAGACCUGGGAGAAACUCCCCAGCAAGUUUAAGAAGUUCUAUGCUGAGUUUGAGAGUAUGAUGGACCCAUCCAGAAACCACCGAGCCUACCGUCUGACUGUGACCAAACUGGAGCCGCCAAUCAUCCCCUUCAUGCCCCUCCUCCUCAAAGACAUGACUUUCACUCACGAGGGCAACAAGACAUUCGUAGACAACAUGGUGAACUUUGAGAAGAUGCGCAUCAUAGCUAACACGAUCAGGGCAGUAAGACAUUGCAAAAGCCAGCCGUUCAACCCUGAUGUGUGUCAGCCCAACAAGACCCACGCCGAGGUGCGUGGCUACGUCAGGAAGCUGUGUGUGAUUGACAACCAGAGGACGCUGACGCAGCUCUCCUAUAGGCUGGAGCCCCGCAGGACCUGAGCCCACCGCUUCUGCCUUCUCUGUGACAUCACUCUCUGUGACAUCACUCUCUGUGACAUCACUCUCUGUGACAUCACUCAGAGUCCUCCGCAUCCCACUCGGGACACAGCAACUGUACCGUAGCCACUCCCAUUCAACGAUCAUGGGCUGUCAAUCAAGGACUCAUACCAUGCUGACUGAGUCUCUUCUCUUCAUCCUUCCCCCCCACCCCCAACAUGACAUAACCAAUGGCUUCAACCAACUAUUCAAUAAACUGCAGAUAGAACUAAUUUACAGAUUGAACAUAAUCCAGUAUCCCGCAUGCAUUACAACGAGUAAUAUACUGUGUACGAUUAUCUCUCCAUUCAGUAAUCAUAGGAUUAUGUAGAAACAGUACUGGUUCCCACAGCACAGCUUACCUCAUCGGUACACACUUUGACGGUACCUUUACAGAACCGAUGUGAUUAAAGUAGAUCAGUCUCUGUUGCUCUGUGUUGAAUAUACAGAUACAUGUAGAUAGAAGAGUAAAGAGAGUAUGUAGUGAUUGAAAUCUACUUUUACCUGUGUGUCUGAUUUUAAAAUGGCAAAUCGUUAUGAUUUUAGCCUGUUUUGAGUAAUUAUCAGUGUCCCUUCCUAUUCAUACUAUACAAGCAGAAAGUACACAUCUGGUGUUCUGAAUAUACUAGUCCUAUACAGUAUUUUGUAGAGGCAGACAGCUUUAACAGUGUUUCAGAUGUCUUUGUUCACGUCCUAGUUCAUUCUUUCAUCAAAGCACAAAUUCUAGUGUCAGAUGAAGCUACUCCUUAGAGACUGAUCCGUGAUCAGCACUGUAUUUCUCUACCUAAUGGCAAAGGUUUGAUUUUGAAUACAUGAGCUUGUUCUAGUCCUGCCCUAUCUCUCAGUUGUGUCAGGUUGCGUUCUGUGUGAGUAGGCAUGUGGCAACAGCCUGGCUAAGCUUCAGGUUUCUGAUUGGACCACAGGAGCUCAUGAUGUCAUUGUGUGGAGGCACUCUGUUCCGUGAGUGUGUAUGUGUGUAGUCUGCCUGUGUGCCCUGUAAAUAAAAACGGCCAAUAUAA
Molecule: messenger RNA, 4058 nt
Organism: Hypomesus transpacificus
Lineage: Eukaryota; Metazoa; Chordata; Actinopteri; Osmeriformes; Osmeridae
Product: rap guanine nucleotide exchange factor 4-like
Exons: 30
Coding region: 1-3003 (1000 amino acids)
Biological process (GO): Ras protein signal transduction; positive regulation of GTPase activity
Cellular component (GO): plasma membrane
Molecular function (GO): guanyl-nucleotide exchange factor activity
Source: RefSeq, a predicted model, not a curated record